Molecule: messenger RNA, 1877 nt
Organism: Monopterus albus (swamp eel)
Lineage: Eukaryota; Metazoa; Chordata; Actinopteri; Synbranchiformes; Synbranchidae
Product: atlastin-3-like
Exons: 12
Coding region: 1-1344 (447 amino acids)
Molecular function (GO): GTPase activity; GTP binding
Source: RefSeq, a predicted model, not a curated record
AUGUUUCUGCAGGAUGAUGAAAACUGGCUGGGUCGGGAUGAUGAGCCGCUGACUGGGUUCUCUUGGAGAGGGGGCUCAGAACCAGAGACGACUGGCAUCCAGCUGUGGAGUGAAGUGUUCCUCAUCCCAAAGAGUGAUGGAUCAGAGGUGGCAGUAGUGUUGAUGGACACUCAGGGGGCUUUCGAUGACGAGUCCACCGUGAAGGACUGCGCCACCAUCUUUGCCCUCAGCACCAUGACCAGCUCGAUACAGAUCUACAAUCUGUCCCAGAACAUUCAGGAGGACGACCUGCAGCAGCUACAGUUGUUCACGGAGUAUGGUCGUCUUGCCAUGGAUGAAAUCUUUCAGAAACCUUUUCAGUCUUUGAUGUUCCUCAUCAGGGAUUGGAGCUUUCCCUAUGAAUACACUUAUGGGUUUAAAGGAGGCAAUCAGUUCCUGGAUAAACGGUUACAGGUUAAGGAGGCCCAGCAUGAGGAGCUGCAAACAGUGAGGGAGCACAUCCACUCAUGCUUCACCAAAAUUUCCUGCUUCUUGUUACCUCACCCUGGGUUGAGGGUGGCCACCAGCCCUUCUUUUCGAGGACAACUUAGUGAUGUGGCGCCAGAGUUCAAAGAAGAGCUGGGGAGACUGAUUCCUAAACUGCUACAUCCAGACUAUCUGGCUGAGAAAGAGAUCAAUGGAAACAAAGUCACUUGCAGAGGCCUGCUUGAGUUGUUCAAGGCUUACAUCAAGAUUUACCAGGGAGAACAAUUACCAGAGCCAAAGACUAUGCUCAUGGCUACAGCAGAGGCCAACAACCUGGCAGCUGUGGCGACCGCCAAAGAUCAAUAUUACAAAAACAUGGAGAAGAUGUGUGGGGGCGACCUGCCCUAUGUGGCUCCUGAAUCUCUGGAGGAGAAGCACCACUUUUACUUCCAAGAGGCUCUUCACAGCUUCUCGUCCACUAAGAAAAUGGGCGGAAAGGAGUUUUGUGACCGUUACCAAGCACAGCUGGAACAGCAGCUGAAGGAGAUGUGGGAGUCAUUCAGCAAACACAAUGAGUCAAAAAAUAUCUUCAGCGCCUUCCGGACGCCUGCAGUGUUGUUUGUCCUGGUGUGCCUCCUGUACUUGGUGUCGGGUGUGUUUCUCUUUGUCGGCCUGUCAAGCUUCGCCUUGGUGUGCGACUGUACUCUGGGCAUGGCCAUGGUGGCCAUGUUGAUGUGGGCCUUCAUCCGCUUCUCUGGUCGGUACCGGAAUGUGGGAGGAGCCAUUGACCAGGCUGCAGGUGUCGUCCUGGAGCAGGCCACCAUGCUGCUGAACAAGUCAAGAGAGACGAGCGCUGGUAACAAGAAGAAAUCCAGUUAAAAAAAAAACCCAACAACCUCUGAACGAUCAUAAUCUCGAUCCAGUGCAAUCAGCACAGCACACAAGCAAACAUUAAGCACUAAAGCCUUAUCCUGCUACCUGCUGACACAAACAUGCAGCUGAAGCACAUUGACACAGGUUUCACCAGCAUCUCUGUUAUUACACACAUCAAUCUGCCAUAGAUUUGAUACUGCAAAUUGACAGUCAUCAUUUUACGAGUUUACAAUUGAUCUUAAAAGACAAGUCAGUGUUUGCCUUUAAAUUUAUAAAGUACUUUAUUUUUUAUUUCAUGGCUAUGUAUUUCUCAGUUGGGGGUAGUCAGGGUGCUUUUUCAAGCAAAGUUUAAUUACCUUUAAAAAUUCUGGCUAGUAAGCGUAUACAUUUCUAUAUAUUUCUUUGUUUGUUUGUUUUUUUUGUUUGUUUUUUUUCACUCACUUGCCUUAAAACAUUCCAUUCAGUUUGUGGAUUUGCUUUAUAUUAGAGGAGGGUUCACACUUUGACACUUUGUUGAGUGCAGAAGCUUUUUAAAUGCU